AUGAGUCCUUUGUACACCCCACCAAACUAUCCGAGCAGUCGGAAUUCACAUUCCAACUCUUUUAACUCGUCCACGUCAUUAUCACCAGUUCCACUGUCCGGACUCAACAAUUUAAGUUCACCACUUAAUAGAUUUGAAAUGCAAGGACUACAAAGAUUUGCAAGUGGAAGUAGGUCAGGAUCUGUUUCCAGUGUUCGGAGCGAGCAUGGACGUAACCGAAUUACGCAAACCUCCAGGAAUUCAAGCGUAAGCAGACACAACUUUUUGAAGAGCCAGGCGAUGGAUGUUGCACAUGAUUCACCGUCUAGAUACGUCUCUUCUGGGGGAUCUGGCCGUAGUAGACCUCUAACUUCUUGGGCACGCAUCGGCAUGAUAGCUAUCAAAAUGAUCGGAGGAGCGUGUUGGAGAUGCCGGAUUCUGGGUAAAAAGAGAAUCCUUGCGAUACUUGCCCAAAACGAAACAAAGCUGGCAAAACAGCUUGGGCGUAAAUUGGCUGUAAGCGAGGCACACUUCCCGAGUAAAUGGAGUCCAUCGAUCUCUGUCCAAAAUCAUAUUCCCACCCAAUGCCUUCUGGUAUCGAUAUUUUGUGUCUUCAAUGCCAGCGUCGUUGGUGCCACAGCUCAAACUCGCACGAAAGCAGAUGUCCAAGAUGUUAAAGAAUUGAUGCAAAGGUAA
Messenger RNA from Botrytis byssoidea, 675 nucleotides. RefSeq lists its product as uncharacterized. The transcript is spliced from 2 exons. Bases 1 to 675 code for a protein of 224 amino acids. The record is from RefSeq and is a predicted model, not a curated record. Lineage: Eukaryota; Fungi; Ascomycota; Leotiomycetes; Helotiales; Sclerotiniaceae.